AUCAUAGAGCGAGCCACAACAGUUAAGACCUCACUGGCUGGAGUGUCAACACUGCUGCUAGAGGGAAGUCAGUGAGCGCAUGAGAAACAGAGACCCACAGAAACAGCGAGAGAGAGAGACUGUUGCUCCAGUGAAAGUGUGUGUGUAUAAGAGAAAAACAGAGCUUGGUAGAGACACAGAGAAAGAGUUAUAGGGAGACACAGACCAACUAAAGAAAGAAAGAGGAAGCUGACAGGGAUCGUUGCUCCUCAGAGUAUGGUGUCAAAGAGCACAUGGAUUUAGUAGAGCUGUACCUCCCUGAGUGUUUCACCUAUCACCCUGACACUGAUAUCCUGGGCAGGAUGUCGGUGAGGGGCUUGGACACCUCCUGUCCCCCCAUAAAGCGCGAGCCCUCCAGCCCCAGCCCCAGCUUCCAGGGGGACAGCCCAUCCCAACCCAGCCCUGAGGGCUCCUCCUCAGACACCAACUCCAGCUUUGGUCUCCUGGGAAAGAGUCACAACCACACCAACGGCUUGGACUCACCAGGGCUCUACGGACACACAGCGGGCACGGGGAACAAUGGAACAGCCAACAGGCGGUUUGGUGGUGAGGAUGGCCAGGUGAAGUGUGAGUUCUUGCAGGAUUCUGUGGCUAAGAGGCUGUGUCUUGUGUGUGGAGAUGUGGGGUCAGGGUACCACUAUGGAGUGGCCUCCUGUGAGGCCUGCAAGGCUUUCUUCAAGAGGACCAUCCAGGGUAACAUCGAGUACAGCUGCCCGGCCACCAGUGAGUGUGAGAUCACCAAGCGGAGGAGGAAGUCGUGCCAGGCCUGUCGCUUCAUGAAGUGUCUCAACGUUGGAAUGAUGAGAGAAGGUGUGCGUCUGGACCGGGUCCGUGGGGGCAGACAGAAGUACAAGAGAAGGAUAGACUCUGAGAACAGCCCCUACCUCAACCCUCAACACGGCCUGCCACAGAAGAGAACAUUUCCUCUAGGUGGUCUGGUAGAGAAUAAGGUGGUCUCUCUCCUGCUGGUGGCUGAACCAGAGAGUAUCUUUGCCAUGCCGGACCCCACCGUCCCCGACAGUGACAUCAAAGCCCUGACCACACUUUGUGACCUUGCCGACCGUGAACUGGUGGUCAACAUCGGCUGGGCCAAACACAUCCCAGGUUUCCCCUUGCUCUCGCUGGCAGACCAGAUGAGUCUACUGCAGAGUGGAUGGAUGGAGAUUCUGAUCCUGCGUGUGGUGUUUCGCUCGCUGGCCCUAGAGGAUAAGCUGGUGUAUGCUGAGGACUACAUCAUGGAUGAGGAGCAGUCCAAACUGGCAGGUGUACUGGACCUAAACAACACCAUACUGCAGCUGGUGAAGAAAUACAAAGCCAUGAGGAUUGACAAGGAGGAGUUUGUUGUCCUCAAGGCAAUCUCACUGGCUAACUCAGAUUCCAUGCAGAUAGAGGACGUGGAGGCAGUCCAGAGUCUCCAGGAUGUGCUCCAUGGGGCCCUGCAGGACUACGAGAGUGCCCAGCACACGGAGGACCCUCGGCGGGCAGGCAAGCUCAUCAUGACCCUUCCCCUGCUCCGGCAGACGGCCGCCAGGGCUGUGCAGCACUUCUGCAGCAUCAAGCAGGACGGCCGUGUGCCCAUGCACAAACUGUUCCUGGAACUGCUGGAGGCCAGGGCCUGACCAGCCACGUGGGACUAGGAUCACAUAGAGGAAGGAUAGGGUAGUGAUGUCAUAAAGGUCAAGAUUAAUGCAGGAAGUGGUAUUGUGCUGGAAGAACAGAGUGAACAGCAAUGAGUGGACCUGAACGGAGACAAAAUGGCUCCUCUGAAGUUCCAGAUGCUCUUCUAUUAAUAAGUAAUUGUUGUCCAAUCCUUCUUUAUGUCAUCCUGGGACUGUUGUGAGUUUGACAAGGCUAACACAGCCCUGCUCGCCAUUACAAACUCAGGAGGAGAGGAGAGGAGGAAGGACUGACAUCACCUUAGUGACAGGGAUAACUGCCUUAUGAGGGAUUUUGAUGGCAGUUCUUAAUAUAAACCUAAACAGUGCUAGUGAAAUGAAGAAAGACACCCAGAACUUGAAGAUCCUCUAGGAUUAUUAUUUGUGUGAAACCAGCUCUAAGCCUGUUCAUCUUGCAGCCUGUUCAUCUUGCAGCCUGUUCAUCUUGCAGCCUGUUCAUCUUGCAGCCUGUUCAUCUUGCAUUGUAGUGCUUGAAUAACUUUUCUUUUUUAUAUAAAAUGAACUGUGGACAGGCUUGCCAAAGAAUGGUGUGACACACUUAGUCAAAGGAUGCAGCAAGCGGUCACAAUAACGUAUGUAAGGCACUCACCUAUAAUAAGUUAGGGAACUUGAUUUCAUUAAGUCACUGUAACACUUUUUUUUAUUUUUAAACCUUUAUUUAACUAGGCAAGUCAGUUAAGAACAAAUUCUUAUUUUUGAUGACAGCCUAGGAACAGUGGGUUAACUGCCUUGUUCAGGGGAAGAAUUACAGAUUUUUACGUUGUCAGCUCGGGGAUUUGAUCUUGCAACAUUUUGAUUACUUGUCCACCACCCUAACCACUAGUCCACCUGCCACCCCAAUGAUUAUGAAGGUGAGGGGAGAUAUUGAAAAAAGGCCUAUAUUCAAUCAGCUCAAGAGUUAACUGCGAAAGAAGACACCCGCAUAGCGGAUGUUUUGGUGGAGUCGGAGGUGGAACUCUCAAAUCGGUGAGCAGCUGCUCUUCCAAUCAUUGUCACGAAGCCACACCCACUGGCGUUAGAAGUUCAGAAAGAAAACGUGUCGAAAGCUAUAUAGAAAUAAUGAUGCUUGAAUGUAAAAAUCAUUAAACUAAAUAAUGAGGGUUUCUAUCAUCCUAAUGGAGGUAUAGAUUACAUCUCACAUUCCAGUGUUGAACUUGUAAAGAAGGCUGCAUGGGUUUUCAGAUAAUGUGACUCGGUGCAGCCAAUGGCAGUGUCCGAUUUAGGUAUAAUGCCCGGAGCCACUUGUGGAUAUGACAGCUCUUAGCGCAGUUCCAACACCAUCAAAACAGCCGCUAUGCAGAUGUCAGCUAAAGCAGAUCUGAUUGAAUAGAGCCCUAAAAAUGUAUUUAUUGUUGGCUUGAUUAUUGUUUUUUCGUUUUUUAUUUACCGGUGUGGCAUUAACAAAGAAUAUUAAAGGAAUAAAUACAGAUCAUUUUCUAAAGAUGAAGUCAUUUUGUUUUAAUAAGUAAAUAAAACGUUUUGUACUAGCUUCACUACUUCACUCAUGGCACUGAUACCUGUACUAUACCAUAGCAUCUAAGGCGAUAUAAUAACGUGAUGUACAGUACUUGAUGACAUUGAACCAUGCAUUGAGUUGUAGAUUACACACUGUGCAAAAGCACCUUUCUUUCUUAUGAUGAACAUCUGGUGGUGGUAUUUCAAACGUGUCUCUGUGUUUCCGUUUCAGAAAGUAGAAAUCUUGGAAAAUCACAAAUGGUCAAAUUAAUGGAAACGAAAUCGCUAGGAAUGUGAAAACAGCUUUUAAACUCCCCGUACAUUACGGACAACUGUAUUUUUAUUUGCUCCAACUGUGCGGAAUAAUCUGUAUAUUUUUGUGACAAAGUAUAUCAUAAAGUGUGAUCCAGCAAUACUGUGUGAAGGGGGUGUAAAUGUAUGUAUUCUGUAUAUAAAGUUCAGCGCCAACUGAGUUGUAACCCAUGUUCAGAUGAGAUGUACACUACUACUACCAUUCUCAGGACGAUUCUAGGGCAAUAAAGAUGCUUCCAGUUCCAGAAA
Oncorhynchus kisutch (coho salmon) is the source of this 3731-nucleotide messenger RNA. RefSeq names its product estrogen-related receptor gamma. The record is from RefSeq and is a predicted model, not a curated record. Gene Ontology annotation, cellular component: nucleus. The coding region runs from base 273 to 1658 and encodes 461 amino acids. NCBI's taxonomy places the organism in Eukaryota, Metazoa, Chordata, Actinopteri, Salmoniformes, Salmonidae. The transcript is spliced from 8 exons. Gene Ontology annotation, molecular function: sequence-specific DNA binding; zinc ion binding; nuclear steroid receptor activity. Gene Ontology annotation, biological process: regulation of DNA-templated transcription.